This is a messenger RNA of Bombina bombina (fire-bellied toad), 1329 nucleotides long. It is a transcript of the gene GFUS, whose product is annotated as GDP-L-fucose synthase. The transcript has 11 exons. NCBI's taxonomy places the organism in Eukaryota, Metazoa, Chordata, Amphibia, Anura, Bombinatoridae. Gene Ontology annotation, biological process: nucleotide-sugar biosynthetic process. Gene Ontology annotation, molecular function: GDP-L-fucose synthase activity. Bases 146 to 1111 code for a protein of 321 amino acids. The record is from RefSeq and is a predicted model, not a curated record.
AGUCAGUCGAGGUCACAUGUUUCCUGUCUAGAGUGGAGCUCCAGUCUGCAGCUAGACUACUUUGAAAGAACACGUUGCACCCGGAAGUUGUCUUACAGACAGUGACACCGGUUGAGCAGUGAUAGAGUAAUCAGGUCUGGUCGCCAUGUUGCCGGAAAAGAAACCAAAACGAAUCCUUGUAACGGGAGGCUCUGGACUUGUUGGCAAAGCCAUUGAGAUGGUGGUGGCAGAUGGAGAGGGGCACCAGGAUGAGCAAUGGAUCUUUGUGGCCUCAAAAGAUGCUGACCUGACGAGUGCGGCUGAUACUAAAGCGCUGUUUGAGAAGCACAAGCCCACCCAUGUCAUUCACCUGGCAGCUAUGGUGGGCGGACUUUUUCGGAACAUGAAAUAUAAUCUGGAUUUUCUGAGGAACAACCUUCACAUUAAUGACAAUAUCCUGCAUUGUGCAUAUGAAGCCGGGGUGCAGAAGGUUGUGUCAUGUCUCUCCACCUGCAUCUUCCCAGACAAGACCACCUACCCCAUUGAUGAGACCAUGAUUCACAAUGGACCCCCACAUACCUCAAAUUUUGGGUAUUCCUAUGCAAAGAGAAUGAUAGAUGUGCAGAACAGGGCAUAUUAUGAGCAGCACGGCUGUAAAUUCACCUCUGUUAUACCAACAAAUGUCUUUGGCCCACAUGACAAUUUCAACAUAGAAGAUGGGCAUGUACUGCCAGGGCUGAUCCACAAGGUGUUCCUAGCUAAACAAAAUGGCACACCUCUCACAAUCUGGGGCACAGGGAAACCACGGAGACAGUUCAUCUAUUCUCUGGACUUGGCGAGGCUGUUUAUCUGGGUGCUGAGGGAAUACAAUGAGGUGGAUCCCAUCAUCCUCUCCGUCGGAGAGGAAGAUGAGGUCUCCAUUAAAGAAGCAGCUGAAUCUGUUGUCGCCGCCAUGGAUUUUAAAGGAGAAGUUAUUUUCGACAGCACAAAGUCUGACGGGCAGUUCAAAAAGACAGCGAGUAACAGCAAACUCCGAAAGUACCUCCCUGAUUUUCAGUUCACUCCUUUUAGUCAAGCUGUCCAGGAAACAUGCGCUUGGUUUAAUGCUAACUACGAGCAGGCGAGAAAAUGAGGAGAGUUCUAUAGACGUUCUUCAUGGUUCUGCCCCGUUAGAGGCUGCUACAAAUCGGUGCUUUUAGGAUUCUAAAUGAGGUGGCGGUAGUGGGAUAAACUAUUUGCUUCUAUGAAUGCAAGAUUAAGGGCACUAGUUGAGCCUCUUUCCUUCUACAGAUCUUGUGACUGAACUGUGACUUUUUUCUGAAAUCAUUAUAAAGAAUUUAAGUCAAACUA